AGAGAGUGUAAACAUUGCAUUAAACUGACUGUCAAUGUAUUGACUGUUAUUUAUAAACACAUUAUUAAUAUUUUAUUCACUUUUUUCUUUUUAAACCAGAUUUGUGUUGAAAUCGAUUUGAUUUUAGUUUUUUUGUAUUCAAAAUAUAAUUAAUUAAAUUAUUUUCAAUUAUUAAAUGCUUUUCACUAUUAAUAGUAUUAUAUAAUCAGUGGUUAAGAGUUGUGAUCAUCUUUUCAAUCACAUGAAGACAUGUCUGCAGACAUAAGACAUCGCAAUCCGCAGAGUGACCCAUCAGGUGAUGGACCAGAAUCUGCGACAAGCAAUCAAUCUAAGAAACCAUUGAGAAGAAUGAGCUCAGAUAACGCCGACUCGGAUGACGGUCUGAUCGAUGAAUCACAACUCGAAGAUUUGGUGAAAGGUUUGCCACAAGCGUCCGAUAAAAUCAAUGUCAUAUCUCUGGACGCAAUUCCUGCAAAAUAUCGAAAUUAUGUGGUCAGAAGUAUAUUCACGUGUUUAAUGGUAUCGGGAUUUUGUUUUAUUAUAUAUUUGGGUCCUUUGGCUCUCAUGUUUAUCACUCUUGUAGUACAAGUGAAAUGUUUUCAAGAGAUUAUAGCUAUCGGUUACAGUGUCUACCGAUUGCAUGGUUUGCCGUGGUUUAGGUCGUUGUCGUGGUAUAUGUUAGGCGCUUCUAAUUACUUCUUUUAUGGUGAAAGUCUUGUCGAUUACUUUGGUCUUCUUCUGCACCGAACUAAUUUUAUGCGACCUUUAGUAACAUACCAUCGAUUUAUAUCAUUUUGUCUCUAUUUGAUUGGAUUUGUUUGGUUUGUGUUAAGUCUAACUAAAAGCUAUUAUAUGCGUCAAUUUUCUUUGUUUGCGUGGACACACGUAACAUUGCUAAUAGUGGUGACCCAGUCAUACCUUAUACUACAGAAUAUGUUUGAGGGACUCAUUUGGUUUAUAGUUCCCGUUUCGAUGAUUGUCUGCAAUGAUGUUAUGGCAUAUCUCUUUGGAUUUUUCUUCGGAAAGACACCACUCAUUAAGCUUUCACCCAAAAAGACUUGGGAAGGCUUUAUUGGUGGCGGUAUUGCCACUGUUAUACUGGGAAUGAUUUUUUCACAAGUGUUGUGUCACUAUAAAUACUUUGUUUGUCCCAUUGAAUACUCAGAAGACUUAGAGAGGACAACAAUGGACUGCGAACCGUCUCCUUUGUUUCAUUUGACUGAAUAUCAUUUACCCAAUGUUUUCGCUUAUUUAGGCAAACUAUUACCGAUAAAUAUUCCGACGACAGUAACGAUAUAUCCAUUUGUUUUGCACUCACUAUCGCUUUCGCUGUUCAGUUCAAUAAUCGGUCCGUUCGGUGGCUUCUUUGCCAGUGGUUUCAAGAGGGCCUUCAAGAUUAAAGACUUUGGUGAUGUGAUCCCCGGUCACGGAGGGAUUGUUGAUCGAUUUGAUUGUCAAUAUCUUAUGGCCACUUUUGUCAAUGUUUACAUUUCUAGUUUUAUACGACUACCAAAUGCAUCCAAAUUGUUUCAAUUAAUUCUUAGUCUGCGAAGUGAGGAACAGUUAAAAUUGUAUCAACUCUUUAGCGACCACUUAAACUCAACCAAUGUCUUGAACAAUGCCAUAUGAUAAGUGGACACUUGUGUUGUGUUUAUAUGUAUUAUUAUUAUUUUAUUAUAAUC
Oppia nitens is the source of this 1682-nucleotide messenger RNA. It is a transcript of the gene Cds, whose product is annotated as phosphatidate cytidylyltransferase, photoreceptor-specific-like. Lineage: Eukaryota; Metazoa; Arthropoda; Arachnida; Sarcoptiformes; Oppiidae. Gene Ontology annotation, molecular function: phosphatidate cytidylyltransferase activity. Gene Ontology annotation, cellular component: endoplasmic reticulum membrane. The coding region runs from base 250 to 1629 and encodes 459 amino acids. The transcript is spliced from 8 exons. The record is from RefSeq and is a predicted model, not a curated record.